Molecule: messenger RNA, 1261 nt
Organism: Carlito syrichta (Philippine tarsier)
Lineage: Eukaryota; Metazoa; Chordata; Mammalia; Primates; Tarsiidae
Gene: NIPAL1
Product: NIPA like domain containing 1
Exons: 6
Coding region: 14-1261 (415 amino acids)
Biological process (GO): magnesium ion transport
Cellular component (GO): membrane
Molecular function (GO): magnesium ion transmembrane transporter activity
Source: RefSeq, a predicted model, not a curated record
CCCGCGCCGGGCCAUGGGGGCGCAAGUGAGGCUGCCGUCCGGGGAACCCUGCCGAGAAGGCUACAUACUAUCUCUGGUCUGCCAGAACUCCUCCCAGGCUUGGUGUGAGAUUACAAAUGUGUCGCAGCUGCUGGCUUCACCUGUCCUCUUCACGGACCUGAAUUCCAGCACAACCAACUUAAGCAUUACAGCAAAUGUACAGAAUGUGGAAAACAAAUACAGCCUCUACAUGGGCCUGGUCUUGGCAGUCGGCUCCAGUUUUUUUAUUGGCUGCAGCUUCAUACUGAAAAAGAAGGGCCUCUUGCAACUAGCCAGCAAGGGCAGUACGAGAGCUGGACAAGGUGGACACUCUUACCUGAAGGAAUGGCUGUGGUGGGCAGGACUGCUGUCAAUGGGAGCAGGAGAGGCUGCCAAUUUUGCUGCCUAUGCCUUUGCACCUGCCACCUUGGUCACGCCGCUGGGCGCGCUGAGUGUCCUUGUAAGCGCAAUAUUGUCUUCUUAUUUUUUGAACGAGCACUUGAACAUUCAUGGGAAAAUAGGCUGUAUCCUCAGUAUAUUGGGGUCCACUGUGAUGGUGAUCCAUGCCCCACAGGAAGAGGAAGUUGCUUCUCUGCUUGAGAUGGAAAUGAAAUUGAGAGACCCAGGAUUUAUUUCCUUUGCUGUGAUCAUAACUGUGAUCUCCUUGGUGCUGAUCGUGGUUGUGGCUCCCAAGAAGGGACAGACCAACAUCCUGGUCUACAUUUCAAUCUGUUCUUUGAUUGGGGCAUUCUCCGUGUCAUCUGUCAAGGGCCUGGGCAUUGCCAUUAAGGAGCUGCUGGAAUGGAAGCCAGUGUACGAGCGGCCUCUGGUCUUCAUUCUACUGGCAGUCCUCGUGCUUUCCGUGACCACCCAGAUCAAUUAUCUCAACAAGGCCCUGGAUACCUUCAACACGUCCCUUGUGACGCCCAUCUACUAUGUGUUCUUCACGUCCAUGGUGGUGACAUGCUCCGCCAUCUUGUUCCAAGAAUGGAACGGCAUGAGGGCUGGAGAUGUCAUCGGGACCCUAAGUGGGUUCCUCACCGUCAUCAAUGGCAUCUUCCUCCUACAUGCUUUCAAAAAUACUGACGUGGCCUGGAGUCAGCUGACAUCCACGAAGAAAGAAGCCCUCUCCCUGAAUGACAGUGAGAGCAGUUAUGUUUUACUGGAGAACAUGGAAUACUCGGCCCCAGGAUGCAAUGAGGACAUUACCUUGUUUAGCAGAACUGAUGAUGGAAGUCUCUAG